This is a messenger RNA of Lycium ferocissimum, 2584 nucleotides long. RefSeq names its product MACPF domain-containing protein At4g24290. Lineage: Eukaryota; Viridiplantae; Streptophyta; Magnoliopsida; Solanales; Solanaceae. Bases 538 to 2343 code for a protein of 601 amino acids. Gene Ontology annotation, biological process: plant-type hypersensitive response; regulation of salicylic acid mediated signaling pathway. The transcript has 7 exons. The record is from RefSeq and is a predicted model, not a curated record. Gene Ontology annotation, cellular component: plasma membrane.
CUCUUUAGACGUAAAACGUUAGUCAAUUCAGUAUCCCUCGUUGACCACGGCACUCCACUUCUGUCACUGUUAAAAUCUUCACUCACACACACACACAGUAAAAAAAAAAAAAAAAAAACGUUCUUCCCUCUUUAACCUCAAAAUCGUCUUCGCAAAUUCGUCGCAGUCAUCUUCAAAGCUAGUCUCUAGAUCUGAGCUUCACUUCAAAGUCAAUACGAAUUCUUCGGAUCUUAAACUCCACAUUUCAAUACACCUCAGCUAGGGUUUCGAGUCCGUAAUGCUAUCGAAUACUCAUUAUUUACCAAGGAAAUGCACGUGCACUACGUGAUUCUAGGGUUUGUCUAGUUCAUUUGAUCCAAAAUAGCAUCACUGGGGAUAUAAUUUUCCAAAUUUCUAGAUUGAUACAUUAAGGUUUCCGAACCUUUGACUAUUCUUCAGUUUACAGCUGUCAUUUUGACUAAUCUAGGAACAUUUGGUUCAUUUAUAUGUUUUGCGUGUAUGUUAAUUGUUGAAACAUUUAAAGGAAUGCUGUGACGAAUGGCGUUGAAGUUACCUGCUGUUGAAGCAGCUAAGGUUGCUAUUCAGUCAAUAGGAUGUGGAUAUGAUAUAUCAUUGGAUUUGAGGUUAAAGUAUUGUAAAAGUUAUCCGAAUAACAGUCGUUUAAUCGAAAUUGAUGAAGAUGAGAGUAGGGACGUUGUGCUUCUUGGUGGUAUUUCGAUACCUAAUGUGUCGAAAUCUAUUAAAUGUGAUAAAGGAGAACUUACGCGGUUUCGUUCUGAUGUUCUUUCUUUCCAGCAGAUGUCAGAGCAGUUCAAUCAGGAAGUAUCCGUGAAUGGUAAAAUUCCUUCAGGGCUCUUCAAUACUAUGUUCGAGUUUUCUGGUUCUUGGCAGAGGGAUGCAGCGUAUACUAAAACCCUUGCUUUUGAUGGUGUGUUCAUCACAUUGUACUCUGUUGCUUUAGAAAAAUCUCAAAUGGUGCUGUGUGAUUAUGUUAAAAAGGAAGUUCCAUCAACAUGGGAUCCUGCGGCAUUAGCAAGGUUUAUUGAAAAAUUUGGUACUCAUGUCAUUGUUGGUAUAAAGAUGGGGGGAAAAGAUGUAAUAUAUAUGAAACAGCAGCACUCCUCGUCCCUUCUGCCUGCUGAUGUGCAAAAGCGUUUGAAGGCAAUGGCAGAUAAGAGGUUUUCAGGUGCAAAUGAACAAGGCGGAAUAGAAUCGCAGCAGGCACAUCAGAAUGAGAAGUUUGAAAUCAGGGAGCACCGACUGAGGUUCGCUGAUCCCAAUAUAUCUGGUUCAUAUGCACAUAAGGAGGAUACUGUUUGUAUUUGCAAGAGGAGAGGUGGAAGUGAUAACAGAGGCCUGAUGCAUAAUCAGUGGUUACAAAGUGUGGAUCAGGAGCCUGAUGUGAUCUCAAUGUCUUUCAUUCCUAUAACUUCACUGUUGAAUGGCAUCUCAGGAAGUGGAUUUUUAAGUCAUGCUAUAAAUCUGUACUUACGCUAUAAACCACCAAUUGAAGAGCUUCACCAAUUUUUGGAAUUUCAACUGCCAAGGCAGUGGGCACCAGUCUUCAGUGAUCUUCCACUUGGUCCACAGAGAAGGAAUUUAAAUUUUGCAUCUUUGCAGUUUAGUUUACUGGGCCCCAGGCUUUACGUGAACACCACUCCUGUUGAUGUUGGCAAGAGGCCGGUGACUGGGCUUCGUUUGUACCUUGAAGGUAGGAGGAGUAACCGCUUAGCUGUCCAUUUGCAGCAUCUUUCAUCUCUUCCUAAAAUCUUCCAACUUGAAGAUGAUCCAAAUGGCAAUUAUCGUCGAGAAUCAUAUGAUCGCAAAUACUAUGAAAAAGUUCAAUGGAAGAACUUUUCUCAUGUCUGCACUGCUCCUGUUGAAUCUGAUGAAGAUCUUAACAUAGUUACUGGAGCACAACUGGAAGUAGGGAACUACGGGUUUAAAAAGGUGCUCUUUCUGAGACUCCAUUUCUCGACUGUCAUGGGAGCUACUAUGGUAAAGCACCCUGAGUGGGAUGGUUCCCCUGGGUUGGCCCGCAAAUCUGGACUGAUAUCAACUCUCAUUAGCCAGCACUUUACAUCAGUACAGAAGCCACCUCCGCAGCCAGCUGAUGUGAACAUAAAUUCUGCCAUUUACCCCGGUGGUCCUCCUGUUCCCGUCCAAGCCCCGAAGCUCUUGAAAUUUGUCGAUACUACUGAGAUGACUCGAGGACCACAGGAACCUCCUGGUUAUUGGGUUGUUUCAGGUGCAAGGCUUAUGGUUGAGAAAGGAAGGAUCUUGGUGAGGGUCAAAUAUUCCUUGCUAACUGUAAUACAACCGGAUGAUGAAAUAUCAGAGUAGUUGAGAAGAUUCUCUUUAAGUUAUACUUCACAUGCAAACUCUACAGGGAGAAGUGGUAGCAUAAUUUGUUGCUGAUUUUUACGAUGUUGAAACACCUGUUGUACAAAUUUGGUGAAAGUGCCAAAAAAGGGGAUGAAGCAACUCUUCUGUACUAGAUGUCUGUAAUCUUUUUUCUGAUAUUGUUCUCUUAAUGUAAAUCAUGACAAUAUUGGUUGUAAUAUAAUUUUCACUUCUCCAAAAA